AGUAUUGUAACUAUUUAAAAGUGCCUGAGAAACGGCCUAUUUGAAAUAAAACUUUUUGAUUUUGAGAUGAGACUUGGCUAAAUGAAGACACAGUGCUCCUAAUAUUUCUAACCAGUUUUUUAUUCACAGAGCAAUGUGACCAGUGAAUAACAAUACAUACGAGUAAGAUAUAUCUAAAAAAGAGGUAUAAAUAUUGCAUAAGAUUGUUUUGUGAAGAUUGUAUUUAAACUAAAUAAUCUUUUAUCAUGCGUACAGUAUACAGUUACACAAAAAGGUAAGAUAUGGCAAGACACAACCAUUCAAUCCUCAAGAGAAGCACACCGGGAAGGUCUAUCCACUGGUUUAAAGAACCCAACGAGAAAAGGGAGACGGCUUAUCAUUGGUCAUAUUGGUAUGUACUUGAUUAACAAGCAUUUGUUUUUAAUGUCACCACCAUUAAUAACACCCCAUCGACAUUGAAUGUUGAUUAAUUGUUGAUGCCUGUCCAUAGAGAACGCAUGUUAAGACUGUAUCACAACUUUAUCUACCACUGGACUGUAAUAUGCUGAAUAUAACCCAUAUAAGGACAGUCAUGGUGCAAUCAUUGACUCACUUGCUACUUAAUUUAUAGUACAUACAACCUAUUUCCAGCAGUAAAAUAGGAGCUACUAUGCCUUCAGAAAAGUGAUAUGUAUAUGAUCUUGUAUUUAUUUCACAGGAUCAACUGAAGGUUUUGUAGCUAACGCUGCUUUAAUAUUUGAAGCGAAGAAAGGUGAUGGUGAUUACCACUCUGAAAUGGACUCAUUCAACUGAAGUGGUUUAAAUUAAUUUUGACUAAAAUUGAGAGUGGCGCUGUAAUUGUAAUGGACGAUGCGCCAUACCAUUCCAGAAAACUGGAGAAGCUGCCUACUACAGCCACACGGAAAGCAGACAUACAUGAUUGGUGAAAAAGUAAAAAUAUUCCAUUUGGGGAAAAAGACCUUAGGGCAACUUUAUUAGAAAAAGUUAAAAAACAAAAACAUUUAUACCAAGAGUAUGUAGUGGAAUGCUAGGGAGAAAGGGAUUUCAGUUUUGCGCCUCCCGCCCCACCACUGUGAGUUCAAUCCCAUAGAAUUGAUAUGGGCUCAAAUGAAGGGGUAUGAAGUGAGACAUUUACUUACCCAAGCCCUAGAAAAUAUUACGCCAGAAGGAUGGCAAUCAUACGUUGCUCACAAUUAGAGAAGAGGAAAGGUUUUGCCAGCUCGAGGGUAUAGAGUGGGAGGCGAGGCUUUGUCAAGGCCGAGUGUCUAGUUAGCUCGAACGGGUAGUAUGGUGUGUAUUAAGCUGCAUUUAGACGUUGUUGAGCGUUCAAGCGCAAUAAGGGUAUGCCUCCGACCCAGCCUUAUAAAGAUGAUGAUGAAUUUGAACAUUCUACAACAAGAGCCUCUUAUUUAAAACGACGGUCAGGAAAAAAGAACUGAUAUGUAUAUUUGAUAGGAAUCUAUUUUUUUUUUACUUUACAGCUCAGAGUUCGUAUCAAAUUCGUAGAUUAGUUUUAAAUACAUACAUUUACCUAAUUGCAUUUCAUGUAAACAGAAGGAGAGGGAUAAAAGACUAGAAAUUAUUUCGUUUAUGUAAUUGAUAUCUAAACAUAAUUAUUUUUAUAGCAGUUUAAGUCGUGAGAAUAAUUCGCCUUUUCGCAUUAAAAGUCUACAAUUUCCAAAAAUAUUCAAAAUCGAGUUAAUCGGCGGGAACAUCUGGUAUCACCAGUAUUUUUCUCUUAAACGAAUAGAAAAAGAGAACGAUAAAAUAGAGGCCCAAAGUAUAGUGGUCUCGAACCUACCGAUUUUUCGGUAUUUCUACCGAUAUGGGCUUCUUUCUACCGAAAUAUAACGAUUUUUCUACGAUUUCACAGUAUACAUGGAAAUUCUCCUGAUUUUUCUACCGAUUUUACACUUUUAAGUUGGCAACCCUUUUCAUUUAUGUUUAAUGUAACGGGGAAUCCCUCAAGUAUGGACCUAGUGCAGAAUGUAGUUCAUAUAUUUUGGGGAAUACCCUUGACACCCUUGUGUCCUACAAUUCGAUGUUAUAAGGGGCUUCCCGCUUGGGAAUUUACCUGUCUAGUAUAUAUAAACAGGAAUUCGGUUUUAUUUUUUCAUUAAUUUUCUUACCUUUGAAGAGUGAGUACCUAACCGAAAGAGUCCCUACAAAAUCAGAUAAUUAAGUUAAAAUGUCGUCUGACGCGGAGCCAAGCACAAGUGCGAGUGUAAGAAGAAAGAAAAAAAUACUACAAUAUUAUAGAAAAUAAUGGGAAGAAGAAUUUCCAGGUUGGCUGCAAGAUAGUUGUAAAGGCGAAAGCUAUGCCCAUUGUAAAAGUUGUGAUAAAGAUAUCAACAUCACAUCAGGAAAAGACGCUAUAAAGAAACAUAAUUCUUCACAAGCACACUCAGUAUCAUCAAAGAAUAUAAAAUCACAACCGAAGAUAUCAUCAUUUACUGUGACCAAAACUCAAAAAUCUGAUAUACUGGUUAAGCAAGGUGAAAUAAGAUUACCCUCGUUUGUUGCUGAACACAAUCUACCAUUCACUAUUAUGGAGCACCUACCGCAGUUGAGAUGUUAUGUGAUAUUACAAAUAAACCCGAAAACCAGCGCUAUGGCAAUGCCAAGGACUUUUUUGAAAGCGAGGCCACUCAUCCUCAUAAAUAUUCUAGCCGUAAAAGAGACCAAGUUGACUACAAUGUUUCACCCGUACAUUCUGGUGAAAUCAGUCCAGAUAUCAGCGACAAUGACGAUCCCACCUAUGAUAGUCAAGUAAAAAGAAAGAAAAUAGAACCAGUACAUCCUUCAUCACGUCGGCAUCUAGCUCCAGCAGCUCUUCAUACACCAGUGGUUUCUUAGGUUUACGCGAAUAUUAGACAUUGAAAUGAAACUACUUUUACGGAUUUUAUCGCGGUUUAA
Molecule: messenger RNA, 2916 nt
Organism: Trichoplusia ni (cabbage looper)
Lineage: Eukaryota; Metazoa; Arthropoda; Insecta; Lepidoptera; Noctuidae
Source: RefSeq, a predicted model, not a curated record